AUGAUUUCACACCGACCGCCAGCAGAAGCUGUAGAAACCGUGUGGAUCGUUCGUCAUGGCGAACGCCAGGAUUACGUCGAUCCGGCAUGGAAGAAAACGGCGACGAAUCUUGACGAUUCUCCGCUAGCGGAAUUAGGUCAUAAGCAGGCUAAAGAGGUCGCUGCACGACUGAAGAAUGAGAGGAUCGACCAUAUAUUUUCUUCCCCGUUCUUACGCUGUGUGCAGACUGCAAAUCAUAUAGCAGAGGCGGUUCGUAAGUCGGUAAAAAUUGAAAAUGGAAUAUGUGAAAUUCUUUGGACUUUUCCGCCAGGUUAUAAUGACUGUGAAACAUUGAAGGCGAGAUUUCCAUGCGUCGAUGACACCUACAGAUCAGCAGUUGUUCCCCAUAGACGUGAAAGGUAUGACGCUGACUGUUUUGGACGUGUCGGCGAGGCUGCUAGCAAAAUUUGUCAGUGCUUCAGUGGAUCGAUAUUGUUUGUGGCACAUGGAGCUUCGAUUGCGGGUCUCUUGAAAUUCUAUACUGGUACGGCGUCUUACGUCGGCUUGUGCACAAUCACGAAGUUGCAGAAAACGUCCGAUGGCCAAUGGCAGGUCGAGCUGUUGUCAGACUCUACGCAUCUUUCAGACAGAACUAAUUUACGAGCUUACUGA
Messenger RNA from Soboliphyme baturini, 651 nucleotides. NCBI's taxonomy places the organism in Eukaryota, Metazoa, Nematoda, Enoplea, Dioctophymatida, Soboliphymatidae. The record is from the annotation of a GenBank genome assembly.